GUUCGAAUCCUUUGCCUUCGGAGAGGGGGUCUGGCUGCGGGUCCAGGCAAGGCCGGCGCGGCUUUUCGCCCCCGGCCCUCCAUUCCCUUGGCCUCCGUUUGGUCGGGGCAGCCGGGAGCGCUACCAAGAACUCUUCCCGGGUUACAGUUGGGCAGCCAGUGAGUUGUUAAAACAUCUUUUUGCUAAGAGCAUGGAUUGGGACACACAGCUCAGCUCUCUCUUGACUGCAGCAGACAGCAACAUGGCAAAAAUUAAGCAACGUCUGAACACUGCCAGCAUCUCUUCCAAAGCUGAUCUCUUGCUAGACAGAAUAAAUACUGAGAGUGCUGCUCUGACUGAGCAACAGACUGGACCACCACCCCUGCAUUUCACAUGUGGAGCUCACUCAUGCUGUAGAAUGGCUGCUGAGGAGCUUUCUGCCAUCAGCAAGCAAUUGCAUUCCCAAGCCCAGGUCAUAGAAUCCCUCACCCAGGCAGUACAUCGGCUGAAACAGGAGAAGGAACUGCAGCAGCAGAGUAUCAGUCACCUAGAGGAGGAGGUGGAUCGACUGCAGCACAAUUCUCACGGCAGCUUAGACUCAGUGCUGGGAGUCAGGAUGGAAGGGCUGAAGACUGAGUUCCGUAGCCUUCGGCAGCAAGUGUUUCAGCAGUCAGAUGGUGACUGUACUCCUGAUCCUUUUUCCAACCCUGGCAUCAUGCAAGAUAUGCGGGAGAGUAAGAAAAUCUUGUGGCAAGAAUAUAAGUGCAUCAGAAGAGAGAUGGAACACCUGAAGCACAAACUAGGCAAGUACUACUUGAUGCUCCUGCUCCCCUGGUCUUUGUCCUGUAAUAUUGUCCUGUAA
Podarcis raffonei (Aeolian wall lizard) is the source of this 841-nucleotide messenger RNA. RefSeq lists its product as uncharacterized. The record is from RefSeq and is a predicted model, not a curated record. The transcript has 7 exons. The coding region runs from base 191 to 841 and encodes 216 amino acids. Lineage: Eukaryota; Metazoa; Chordata; Lepidosauria; Squamata; Lacertidae.